Sparassis crispa is the source of this 1359-nucleotide messenger RNA. Its product is annotated as Palmitoyltransferase PFA4. Bases 1 to 1359 code for a protein of 452 amino acids. The transcript is spliced from 10 exons. Gene Ontology annotation, molecular function: protein-cysteine S-palmitoyltransferase activity. The record is from RefSeq and is a predicted model, not a curated record. Gene Ontology annotation, cellular component: endoplasmic reticulum membrane. NCBI's taxonomy places the organism in Eukaryota, Fungi, Basidiomycota, Agaricomycetes, Polyporales, Sparassidaceae.
AUGGGUCGUCUUAUAGGCCGACUCUUCGUUGGGUUCACGUUGUGUCUGAUCUGUUUCAUCGCGUACUCGGCGCAGAUCUUCAUAAUAUGGCCAUGGUACGGCCACGAGCUCUCCAUUGAACUGCUUGUUCUAUUGGUUCCAUUCAAUCUGCUCGUAGGGAUGUUGCUAUGGAACUAUUACCUCUGUGUGGUGACAGAUCCUGGCAGGGUACCACCAGCGUGGCAACCUGACCUGCAGGAUGGCGACGGUUAUGAAGUGAAGAAAAACACGCGAGGACCCCGAUAUUGUCGCACAUGCGAGAGCUACAAGCCUCCUCGCGCACACCAUUGCAAGCAAUGCAAAAGGUGUAUACUGCGUAUGGAUCACCACUGUCCAUGGGUAAAUAACUGUAUUGGCCAUUUCAACUAUGGCCAUUUCCUGCGCUUCCUAUUCUACGUCGAUAUCGCGUGCUCAUAUCAUGCCGCGAUGGUCACUCGUAGAGUGUAUGUCGCUUCCGUGGGCAAUUAUUUUGAUUACCUGAGCGGAACUGAGCUCAUUUUUAUUAUUUUGAACUAUGUCACCUGCUUGCCAGUGCUGCUUGCAGUCGGUGGAUUCAGUCUCUAUCACCUAUAUUCUCUCCUAGGCAACAGUACCACGAUAGAAGGAUGGGAGAAGGACAAGGCUGCUACCCUUGUCAGGCACGGCAAAAUCCGGGAGAUCAAGUUUCCUUACAACCUCGGCAUGCGACUUAACGUUGAAUCCGUGCUUGGAGCCAAUCCUCUUCUGUGGUGUUGGCCGACCGUCACUCCCGGAACAGGACUGAAAUACCAGCUUGCGUACGGAGACGACUCAACCGCGGAGGCAUGGCCACCACAAGAUCCAAAUAGAACAUAUACAUACCCAGAGCCCGACCAGAACCAUAAAUUCAGCCUCCCCUCCACUCCAUGGACAUACGAAAACGGCACACUCAAUCCGAACCUUCAGCCGUCCAACCCGCGCCUCCGCUCCUCCUCCACCCGCCGCAGAAAGCCCAAAGGUCCCGGAUACUCUUCACUGCCACCAUACCAUCCAGACUUCCACGAGGCUCAAGACGACGACGCGUACUCCGCCUCAGCGUCUUCCGCGGGAGGCGAGAGCGAUGGGGAGCAGGAGCAGGGCCUGGGCGAGGAUCCCCACCAUAUGUACGGGUCCUUCAGCGGUGUUCGCGUGCGGAGGGGCUCGGAGGGGUAUGAGGUGCAAUCCGCCGACAGGGACAAGAUUAUGCGCAGGUUCCUGGAAUGCCAAACGCGUGAACCUGGGAGGUACCAGCGCUAUGUACCGGAGCCUCCAAGUGAGUCGGAGACGGACGAGGAGGCUACACUGUCCCACAAGGAAGAAUAA